Molecule: messenger RNA, 1066 nt
Organism: Batrachochytrium dendrobatidis JAM81
Lineage: Eukaryota; Fungi; Chytridiomycota; Chytridiomycetes; Rhizophydiales
Product: fructose 1,6-bisphosphate 1-phosphatase
Exons: 7
Coding region: 12-1034 (340 amino acids)
Biological process (GO): fructose metabolic process; sucrose biosynthetic process; fructose 6-phosphate metabolic process
Cellular component (GO): cytoplasm; cytosol
Molecular function (GO): fructose 1,6-bisphosphate 1-phosphatase activity
Source: RefSeq, a predicted model, not a curated record
CAAGCACGACUAUGGCUGCAAAAGGAGGCGAAACCGACGAUCUCAAGACAGAUAUCGUCACUCUUACUGCCCACAUACUUGCUGGCCAGCAGGUGCACAAGGACGCUACUGGUGAUCUAACUAUCUUGCUCGCUUCCAUCUCUACCGCUUGCAAAUGGAUUUCUAAUGUUGUGCGCAAGGCCGAACUACUGAAUGUCAUUGGGGUUACUGGCACCACCAAUGUUCAGGAAGAAAAUGUUCAAAAGCUAGAUAUUCUUUCAAAUGAGAUCAUGAUCAACAUGCUCAAAGGCUGUGGAAAAGCAUCUUUGCUGAUUUCUGAAGAAAAUGAAGAGCCUAUCUACUGCGAUGGCCAGCACGGAAAGUACUGCGUCGUGUUUGAUCCUCUGGAUGGUUCUUCAAACAUCGAUUGUGGUGUCUCUGUCGGAACAAUCUUUGGUGUCUAUAAAGUGAAAGAUGGAUCUGCUAAAGCCACUCUUGCUGAUGUACUUUGCCCAGGAAGCGAGUUGAUUGCUGGAGGCUACUGUAUGUAUGGCUCCAGCACUGUAUUGGUGCUUGCCAUGGGCGGAAACGUCAAUGGAUACACACUAGAUCCAAAUAUCGGCGAAUUUCUUUUGACCCAUCGCGAUAUGAAACUUGGCAAAAAGAAAAUAUACUCUCUCAAUGAAGGAUAUGCUAAUUCUUUUGAUCCUGCCAUCAAAGGCUAUCUUGAUACUCUCAAAUUUCCAUCUGAAAACCAGGUUGGAAAGUUUACUCCAUACUCUGCUCGCUAUGUUGGUUCGAUGGUGGCCGAUAUGCAUCGAACUCUUCUCUAUGGAGGUGUUUUCCUUUACCCUGGUGCAAAACUCCGUAUGCUAUACGAGUGCUUCCCAAUGGCUCUUUUGGUUGAAGCUGCUGGUGGUAAGGCUUCCAACGGUACUACUCGUAUUCUCGAUCUUGUACCAAAGGCAAUUCAUGAUCGUUCUUGCAUAUUCUUGGGUACAAGUUCUGAAGUUGACGCCAUUGAGGAAUGGUUUGCUAAAACUGCCAAAAAAUGAAUACAUGACGCUGAUGUAUCGUUGUUUUAAAU